AUGGCCGACAAGGUCACCACCUUCGUGAAACCAUACCUUCAGCAGGCUCAAUCCUGGACCGCCAAAGAAGCAAGUGAUGCCAAAAAGGAACUGCAAAAGGCUGCAGGACUCGGCAGCCGGCCGGAUGUCGUUCCUGAUGGCGAAGCUCUUGUCAGCGGCGAGCCAAGGACGGUAGAGCUGGGUUGGCAUCCUGUAGCAGGUGCGACAGGGAAAUGGUUCGCUGAGAAGACCGGCAUCGGCAAGCAGAUCACUGCAAAGAUCGGCAAAUAUCCAGAUCCAACACAGCAUUGGGCAGUAAUUGUCGGCGAUUAUGUGCAUCAGCUUUGGAUGGACGGCAAUCUGGACAUCAUCUACAUUAACGAGGAGCUCAAGCGAGAAGAAUGGCACAUAUUUGAAGUUGGCAAGACGCGCUUCAAUGACCAGGCAGUCCGAGAGGCAAGUCGAAUGACCAUUCAUAACAUGCGCGAGAAACGGCCAGCCUACAACCUCAUCAGCAAUAAUUGCCAGAAUUUCGCCGUAGAGCUACUCAAAGCCAUCCAGGUUGGCGCUCACCGCGAGUUCGGGACCAGCUUUGCCAUCUAUCAACGCGCUACCGGCAAAGGCGCUAUUAUGGACUUGUUUGCCGACAAGCCUGGGCAGGAUCCGCCCCAACUGAAGCAUGACGAGGAUGAGGUGCCGCCACCCAAGCGACAAGAUAACGUGAGCUUUGCACAACAAGUCAUGCACGACAACACGACGCAGUUGGAUCAUGAUGGUGAUCCGCGACAAAGUUGA
This is a messenger RNA of Pseudocercospora fijiensis CIRAD86, 774 nucleotides long. RefSeq lists its product as uncharacterized. The record is from RefSeq and is a predicted model, not a curated record. NCBI's taxonomy places the organism in Eukaryota, Fungi, Ascomycota, Dothideomycetes, Mycosphaerellales, Mycosphaerellaceae. The transcript has 4 exons. Bases 1 to 774 code for a protein of 257 amino acids.